Molecule: messenger RNA, 1307 nt
Organism: Alligator mississippiensis (American alligator)
Lineage: Eukaryota; Metazoa; Chordata; Crocodylia; Alligatoridae
Gene: DUSP12
Product: dual specificity phosphatase 12
Exons: 6
Coding region: 16-966 (316 amino acids)
Biological process (GO): protein dephosphorylation
Cellular component (GO): nucleus
Molecular function (GO): protein tyrosine/serine/threonine phosphatase activity
Source: RefSeq, a predicted model, not a curated record
GGCCCGGAACCCGCCAUGGCGGCGGGGACUGGAAUGGUGCGGGUGCGGCGGGGGUUGUACCUGGGCGGUGCGGAGGCGGGCGCGGCGCCGGGGGCUCUGGAAGCGGCGGGGGUGGUGGCUCUGCUCUCGGUGGAUGUGGAGGAGCCGGCGCCGCCGCCCCCGGGCGUCCGGACGCUGCACGUGGCGGCCCGCGACGAGCCCGGCGCCGACCUGCUGAGCCACCUGGAUGCCUGCGCCGCCUUCCUCGCCGCCGCCCAGGCCACCGGCCGCGCCGCCCUCGUGCGCUGCCACGCGGGGCGGAGCCGCAGCGCGGCGGUGGUGGCUGCCUACCUGAUGAAAAGCGAGGGGCUGCGCUUCCCCGAGGCCUACGCCGCAGUCCGCGCCGUCAGGCCCGAAGCUAGGAUGAACGCAGGCUUCGCGCGGCAGCUGGAGCUGUACGAGGCCAUGGGGUGCCGGGUGGAUGCGACCAGCGGGCUGUACAAGUGCUACCGCCUGCAGCGCCUGGCCCAGGAGCACCCCGAGCUGCAGGACUUGCCCCAAGAAGUCUUUGCAAUUGAUCCAACCAACACUUGUCCAGCUUCAAACAAUGAGGCUCUCUAUAGGUGCAGAAAGUGCAGGCGGUCCCUAUUUCGUAGUUCAAGCAUUCUGACCCAUGCUGAAGGAAGUGGGCCAGCAGCUUUUGCUCACAAGAGAAUUAAAGAUUCUGCUCAGCGACAUAAUGAUGGUCAGGAUAAAUGUACUUCUUACUUCAUUGAGCCGGUACAGUGGAUGGAGCCAGCAUUGUUGGGAAUGAUGGAAGGGCAGCUUCUGUGCCCUAAAUGCACAUUGAAGUUGGGCUCCUUCAAUUGGCAUGGAGAGCAGUGUUCUUGUGGCCGCUGGGUGACUCCUGCCUUCCAGAUUCACAAAAGUCGAGUAGAUGGAAUACAAGCACUGCCUGUUGGUGGAUUCCAGACUGUCAAAACUUGAAUUCUUGGCUCUGAGGCUUGCUGCUGUCAGCGACCUCAAUGUGCUUUGAGAACAGAGGACUGUUACAGUGGGAUCACCCUCAGCAUCAAGUUGUGAUUGCUGCUCUUUGGCAAAAGCUGAUUUCACCCUCCUGGGAUGCAACUGAAUGACUUUUAACAUUGGCUUAUUGCCAUUCUAGAUCCUUCUUUUUUCUGUUGUUGUUAAAUUCAUGAGAAGAUGCUGGAGCAGUUUUUUAAAUGGACAGUGUCUUGUCAAACAUCAAUUUUUGAUUUAUUCUUCAGUGUUCAAGUAUAUAUGUUCUUAUUGUCUCUGUUAGAAAAAUUAAACUUGUUUACACAGGA